GAUCACGCGCACGCCAAACCAGAGAGAGAGAGAGAGAGAGAAAGAGAGAGGGGGGACUCGAUUCGAUUGUUGAAAUUACUGAGAGAAUUUGUCAUCGUUCAACGGUUUUGUGGUUGUCUCCACCGCGUGAACGCGGCCGUGGUCUCGCCGGAACAGUCAAUUGGACGAAUCGGCGAUAAGAGCGUUUGUUCCGGAAGGGGGCGACGUCGCUAGGGUUUCAGGUGAGAUGGUGAAUUCUCUGGUGGAGAGGGCGACGAGCGACAUGCUCAUCGGCCCCGAUUGGGCCAUGAACAUUGAGAUCUGUGACAUCUGCAAUCAUGACCCGACGCAAGCAAAAGAUAUUGUGAAAGGCAUUAAGAGACGACUUGGCAGUAAAAAUCCAAAAGCUCAGCUUCUUGCAUUAACUUUGUUGGAGACAAUUGUGAAGAAUUGUGGAGACAUUGUUCAUAUACAUGUUGCAGAAAAAGGUGUCCUUCAUGAGAUGGUGAAAAUUGUAAAGAAGAAGCCUGAUUUUCAUGUCAAAGAAAAGAUAUUGACCUUAAUAGAUACAUGGCAAGAAGCUUUUGGAGGAGCAAGGGCAAGGCAUCCACAAUAUUUUGCUGCAUACCAGGAAUUGUUGCGUUUGGGAGCAGUGUUUCCUCAGAGGUCUGAGAGGUCUGCACCUAUCUUAACCCCACCACAAUCCCAUCCUUUGGCUUCCUACCCUCAAAAUAUUCGUAACCCAGAUUCUAGAGAAAAUGCAGCCGAGUCUUCAGCAGAGGCUGAAUUUCCAACAUUGAGCUUGUCAGAAAUACAAAAUGCCCGAGGUAUCAUGGAUGUUCUUGCAGAAAUGCUUAGUGCUCUUGAUCCGGGUAAUAAAGAGGGGCUAAAGCAAGAGGUUAUUGUUGAUUUGGUGGAACAGUGCCGUACAUACAAGCAGAGGGUUGUUCACCUUGUAAACUCGACUUCGGAUGAGUCACUUUUAUGCCAAGGUCUAACACUGAAUGAUGACUUGCAACGAGUCCUUGCCAAACACGAAACCAUUGCGUCUGGAGCUUCUUCUUCUUCUUCUUCCCAAAAAGAUAAACAACACGCUCCACCUCUCUUGAAUGUUGAUGCUCCUCUUAUUGAUACCGGUGAAAGCAAGCAGACGGGCCAAGGUUCUUCCUCAAGUGCUAGUUUGGGGACACAGUUGCUGCUUCCUGCUCCUCCAGUAGCCAAUGGUCCAUCUACAACCCCGACUAAAGCUGGUCCUAAGAUUGAUCUUUUGAGUGGAGAUGAUUUCAGCUCAUCCCCUGCAGAGAAUCCAUUAGCACUUGUUCCCGUUGGUUCGGUAGAAUCUCAGCCUGCCAAUCAAGAUUCUCAGAGUAACGCUCUUGUUCUAGUUGAUAUGUUUUCAGAAAAUAGCACCCCACAGUCUACAUAUGCAGUUAGCCAAACACAUCCUUCAUCAUCAUCCCCUCAAUUCCCCCAGCAGCAGAAUACCCAAUCCCCUCAGCAAUCUUUUUACAGCAACGGAUCUGGAUCUGGAACAAUGUUUCCCCAACAGGAACACUCUCCAUACCCACAUGGAUCAAAUGCCACUUGGAAUGGCCAGAUGACGCAUCAGCAGCAGCCCACAUCUUCAGCUUAUGGUGCUGGUCAAACGGCGGCUGCAUUCCCACCUCCCCCUUGGGAGGCCGAGGCAACAAAUGAUGGCGAAAUGAAUGGCAGUCCACUCGCACAAUCCGCUGAAAAUUACAAUCAAGGCUACGGAGGAAGUCCACAAGCUCUACCUCCUCCACAAGCCAAUCAAUUUGCUGGCGGCAGUCCACAUGCCCUACAAAUGCAAGCCAAUCAGCUGGGAGGUAGCCCUCGGUCUCCUCAAAUGCAUCAAAACAAUCAAAUCUCUUAUGGUUUCCAAAACUACGCCCAACCCAUGGUAGGGGCGUUUCACCCUCAGCAGCAGCAUCAGCCAAUUCAAAGCGGGUCAUCAAUGGGUAUGUUUCCACAGCAAAUGCCUUCUGGCCAAAUGGCAUAUAAGUAUCCACAGCAAAUGUACAACAACCAAAUGGCUGCCGCGUAUGGAUAUGGUGGAUACGGUUAUGCCCAACAACAACCAAACAGUCAGUUUCUUGAGCAAAGAAUGACCGGGUUAUCGGUUAGGGAUGAUGGAGCAUUAAGAGGUGGGGCCUAUCAAGUGCCAACUCCCUCCUAUGUGCCACCAUCUGGGAAGCCUUCAAAGCCAGAAGACAAACUAUUCGGGGACCUUGUCGACAUAACCAAAUUUAAACCAGCAAAAGGCCCUACUUCUGGCAGACCUGGGAGCAUGUGAGUGUUUCUUCUGUAUUGGCUAUUUUUAUUUUUUCUAACAUUUUGCUAUUACAUACAGUAUGUUUAUUUCAUUGAUAUAUUUGGUUGUGCUUACUUUUUUUUCUUUUUCUAAACGUUGUUUCUCUUACCAUAUAUAUAUGAGAAUGCUUUUCUCAUUGAACAGUUGUGUACAUUUGCAGUAGGGUAGAGAAAUGAGAUCCCCAAGGAUGGAAAAAAAUAUAUGUUACAGCUUAUAGGGGUUCUUUCUUUGCUAGAAAUGAUGAAUGUGGAAAGUGUCUUCUGGCUCUAUAUUGACU
Messenger RNA from Cuscuta campestris, 2588 nucleotides. The record is from the annotation of a GenBank genome assembly. Lineage: Eukaryota; Viridiplantae; Streptophyta; Magnoliopsida; Solanales; Convolvulaceae.